CCCAAUUAAUCAUAAUAUAAUGUUAAAUUGACCAAGUACAUUAGUUCACUACAACAACUAACUUCUACUUGGUGAUCAAACUAUCGACUGAAACAGAACUCGUUUAUCGCAUCCACAUUUAUGUUACCAUCUCACUAUAUAAUCUAUACCUAAAAAUUUUCAUCAAGAUGUAUGCUCUUUAAUCACAACUGGGAACUACACUUUGAUGAUCUUAACCGAAAAGUCACGUUAUCAUCUAAACAAUAAACUGUCUUCAACCCUUAUUUUAUCGCAUCUACAGAGUAUCUGCGUAGCGAGAAAAUGAAUUUAUUCAUUACUUCGAAAACAGUACGGAUUCAAUAAACGGACUAUUGAAAUAUCGCGAGAACAGAUUUUGAAUUAUUUUAAAGUGAUAAACGUCUAGAUUUCAGAGACAACCAAAUACUUAAAUGUCUGAAUGACAUAGAACGUACUGAUCUCACAGAGCAGGUAAAAUGACGUGCUCAGGUAAUUGUCCGAUGACGGAUAAAGUACGCUCUAUAAUAUACUGGCGAAAACCAAUGAUAUCUGGCGUUGUACUAGCUCUCUUAUUAACAAUGGAAUUUAGUUUGAUGUGUUUUUCCGCUAUCUCGUUUAUUGCCUACAUUGGACUGGCUCUUCUUGUUGCUGUCAACUUGAUGCGCAUGUACUAUCAUUUUGUGGCUAAGACAGAGCAAAACUUUAUCAGAGAAUAUUUGGAACGCGAAAUUACUGUACCAGAAGAUAAAGCAGCUAAUGUUUCACGACGUCUGACUGAAGUUGUGAAUAAAGGACUGAUACGCACCAGAGAAAUAUUUCUACUCACUGAUCCUGCUGCAUCUGUAAAAUUCGCUGUGCUUCUAUAUCUACUGACGUACAUUGGCGCUCAGUUCAACUUCUUGACGAUAUGCACUUUGUUCACUUUUGGUGUCUUCUGUGUACCAAAGUUUAUGAACACUAUCAGCCGGAGAUUGAUAAAAUGA
Messenger RNA from Heterobilharzia americana, 980 nucleotides. Lineage: Eukaryota; Metazoa; Platyhelminthes; Trematoda; Strigeidida; Schistosomatidae. The record is from the annotation of a GenBank genome assembly.